Cryptococcus wingfieldii CBS 7118 is the source of this 1110-nucleotide messenger RNA. Its product is annotated as integral membrane protein. The coding region runs from base 1 to 1110 and encodes 369 amino acids. Gene Ontology annotation, biological process: inositol phosphoceramide metabolic process; sphingolipid biosynthetic process. The transcript has 5 exons. The record is from RefSeq and is a predicted model, not a curated record. NCBI's taxonomy places the organism in Eukaryota, Fungi, Basidiomycota, Tremellomycetes, Tremellales, Cryptococcaceae. Gene Ontology annotation, molecular function: inositol phosphoceramide synthase activity. Gene Ontology annotation, cellular component: inositol phosphoceramide synthase complex.
AUGUCCAAGCCAGACGAGAUCCCAGCCCUCUCCUUCAUCCUCGAGCCCGCCAUCGUCGUCUCCCUCCUCACAGCAGGAUGCCUCUUCAACCGCCGCCCCCCGCCCCUCAUCCUCCAGGCCCACAACGCAGUCAACGACGUGCCCCCGCCCCCCGGCGACAACGCCUGGAACUGGAAGAACAUGCGCUCCUUCAGGUGGACCGUCAGGGUCCCUGGUAAUGAGCGAUUCAGGUCGAGGUGGUCCAGCGGGCUGCUGGGCAUGUUUCCGUUCUUGAUGGAGGUCUGGUACUGGCUCUUGACGUACUGGAUAUACCAGAUCGCCCGAGCUAUGCAAGCGCUCACGAUGGGGGCCGACUUUAGGGCGUUGGCAGAGCAGCACGCGCGACAGAUCAUUGCUAUUCAGCGGUGGUUGGCGAUCGACUGUGAGCUCGCGCUGCAAAAGUUUGUCAUGGAGAGGGAGUGGCUGCUGGUGUUUUUCAACAAGACCUACGCGAUGGUCCACAUUCCCGCCACUAUCGCCUUCAUGGCCUACUCUUACCGCUACUUCUCCCCCCUCGUCUUCCAAUCCACCCGACGAACCCUGGUCCUGUGUAACUGCAUCGCCUUUGUCGUCUUCUCCAGCUGGCCAUGCAUGCCCCCAAGACUAUUGCCUUAUGAAGAAUUCGGCUAUGUCGACACUUUGCACACUGGUAAAGCCGCCAGUAUCUGGACCACAAACAAGUUCCAAAACCAACUCGCCGCCUUCCCCUCCCUCCACUUUGGCUACUCUUUCGUCAUCGGCCUCUCCCUCUUCCUCUACUCUCCCCACCGCCCCAUCCGCGCCGUCGCACUCGGCUACCCCGUGCUCAUCCUGCUCGUCAUCAUGGCAACCGCCAACCACUACUUGCUCGAUGCGGUGGGCGGGUUCUUUGUGACGGUUUUGGCGCAUAGGAUGAAUAGGUUGACGUUGAAUUUGAGGCCUUUGGAGGAGUGGUUCUUUUGGCUGCUUAGGACGGAAAGGCCGAUGGACAAGGUUCAGUUCGACUCUGUCAUCAACCGCGAGAAUGUUGGGCACAGGGAUAGCAGCGACUUGUCUCAUCGCCCCCUCAUGUUUGGACAAGACAAUGCUUAG